Messenger RNA from Symbiodinium sp. CCMP2456, 1293 nucleotides. Lineage: Eukaryota; Dinophyceae; Suessiales; Symbiodiniaceae. The record is from the annotation of a GenBank genome assembly.
AUGGAGGACUACCGCGAGGCGCAGCGAGCCAAGUGGCUCCGCCAGGCCGAGAGCGGGAAAGAAGCCGCCAGAACCAGCGGAGAGGAGGACUCCGUGGGCGCCGGCUCCCAGGGCUCGGGAGCAGCCCGACCCUCCGAGGCUCCCACGGCAGGCUCGCUCUCCAAGCCGAACGCUCGCCGUGUGCACAUCUUGCCUGUCUUCCCGAGUUCCUGCGACCAGAGCCAGCGUUUGGAGAUCUUGUCACCCCUUCUGCGAAGCAUGCGAAACAAUCAGACUCCCGUGAAGACGGGGCUUUUUCUGAGACCUGCUGGAUAUGAGUUCGUCGUGGUGAAAUGCGAGCCAGAUGACGCCAUUCUAGCCAUGAACACCGACUACUUCAUUGAAGGAUCUCCGCUGAAAAGGUUCGAGAAGGUUCAGUUCAUUUGCCUUUGGGACUUCGAACGAACUCGGACAGAACAGGAUGCAACAGCCUUGUUCCAAGAGUUCAUCAACCCGUACUUCAAGAGGUUGAACUCCAACGAGGUCACGAGUAUCGUCAGUGUCAACGAACAGCUACAGAUCAAUGGCAUGGAGUUUCAGGUGAUGGCUGCCGAGCCCGUGCCACCCGAAAUAGGUAUCGUUGAUCUGAGCACUGUGGUAUUCGUCGAUUGGGACAACACGCCCGAGUUCUCCAAGAUCCACUUCGUACCCUUUCAAGACACACUGCCCGCAGCGUAUGAGUACGACAUCUUCAACGAUUACUUAAAGCCAUACCUGACACGGAACAAGCAGCAGAGCUUCGCCAUGAAUGACCAGUUCACAUUUCAGGGGGUUCAGUUCAAAGUGGUCUGCUGCGAGCCACGUGGAGAGCGAGGGCGCAUUGGCAAGAAUACGACAAUCUACUGCGAGGGAGUUCUUCACCCAUCGCUUCGCAAUCUACUUCCUCCGGAAAUGCUAGAACAGCUGCAAAGCUUGCCCCCUGGGUUGCAAAUGAUGCUGCUCAAUACGGAGGCUCUUGCUGGUGGCUACGAAGAGCGUUUGAUGGAGGUCCAGGAAAUCCUGUCCAGGCGGCACGGCAUGGCUCAGGAGGUCAUCGACCGCAUCCCAUCUUUCAGGUGGACGGAGGACCAAGGCAGACAGACGGGACAGACUCAGUGCAUGGUUUGCCUGUGUCCUUUCGAGGAGGACGACGAGGUGCGGCGACUGCCCUGUGGGCACGUUUUCCAUCGAAACUGCAUUGAUGAGUGGCUCCGCCGAUGCACGGAUUGCCCGAUCUGCAAAGCAAAUGUUGACCGGUCAGUCCGGCAGUAUUGA